Messenger RNA from Entrophospora sp. SA101, 343 nucleotides. The record is from the annotation of a GenBank genome assembly. Lineage: Eukaryota; Fungi; Glomeromycota; Glomeromycetes; Entrophosporales; Entrophosporaceae.
ACCUAUCAAAUUGGAAGAAAGUUAUUGGGGCAGAAUACUAAAACCAUCAGAUUAUGCUCAAUUGUUUAAUGUAUCAAAGAGGAAAUUAUGUAAGAAUUUAAUUGACAAGGAAAGAUCACUAAAUGAUUUAAAAUUAUGGAAAGACAAAUUCUCAAUUUUAAAAUCUGAAGAUGCCCAAUUAACUGCUGGAGUUAUUGAAUUUUUCCAUCUCUGUUUAUGGAGGGAAGUAAACAUUCUUGUAAUGCAACAUUGGGAAAGAGAUUACAUUGUCAAGAUACUAAGCCCAAUUAUUGGAUUCAUGUUUGAAGAACUUGAUAUUAGCACUUUUGAACUAAAUUGGUAA